Molecule: messenger RNA, 9082 nt
Organism: Oryzias melastigma (Indian medaka)
Lineage: Eukaryota; Metazoa; Chordata; Actinopteri; Beloniformes; Adrianichthyidae
Gene: rapgef6
Product: Rap guanine nucleotide exchange factor (GEF) 6
Exons: 27
Coding region: 1839-6443 (1534 amino acids)
Biological process (GO): positive regulation of ERK1 and ERK2 cascade; Ras protein signal transduction; positive regulation of GTPase activity
Cellular component (GO): apical plasma membrane; endocytic vesicle; plasma membrane
Molecular function (GO): protein binding; guanyl-nucleotide exchange factor activity
Source: RefSeq, a predicted model, not a curated record
GAUCUAUGUAUACGAUCGAGAAUUGUAAUUUGAUGAUUUAAUAAUUAAUUUGGCCAUAAUUGGCAACUUAUAUAGAUUUUAGAAUUUGCUUUUUGUUUUGUCUUUUUUUAAAACAAAUAAAAAUUGUAUUUAACUUAUAUGCAGGAUUAAUAACAAUCACUUAUAAAUUAUUAACAUUGUAUGCUUAUUUUUUUUUCUUUCUUGCCACAGCCUAGUAAGACUAUUAAUAGUGCAAGCAAAUUCUCCAAAACCAAAACUUAAUGAAUAUAUUUAUUAACCACCAAGCUAUAAUAAAAUCUAUCCAUUUUCUGCUUAAAACUGUAAUGUCGUUUAAACUUUUAUUUUAUAUUUCUCUGGACUGUCCCACAUAGAGGCACGCUGGACUUAUUGUAGAUCCUGUCAGAGCCAGGCCGAGCUCAUAUUAUUUAAAGCUGUAGUCUACCAUCCCUGAUCCUGUUAUUACGUCAGUGUUUAGUCGAGCGGUGUACUGCAUCAUCAUGACUUACUGUACAUGUGAUAAAUAGGUCUUUCUAAUCUGUCAGACUCUGAUUUUUGUGCCACACAUCAUCCAGAGUAGAGACUUAGGCAUAGCAGCAUCUAUUGGCAACCUCUGCUACUGUGUUGCAUGUCCCUCUUUGACAAAAAAAAAAAAAAAAAAAGCAGCAGGAUGUGUCCUUGUAAAUCAUACAGACUGGGAUUUACUCCCCCUUCGUUUUUUGUAAUUUAUGCGUCACUCUGACAAAGGGGAGAAAGGGGGGUUGCCUCCAAACCCUCGGCUUUAUGUUCCCUCCAGAUCAAUGGAGAUAUUCCCUCUCUUUCUUCUCUGUAUCUUUGGCUCUCGUUCUCCCCCCCGUCCAUCACUUUCUCUCACCCACAUCUGCUCAGCAGCCAAUCCAUCUAAUGCAGUUUCCCCCCCGCUCCACUCAUUUGUGCCACCUCCCCACCCACCCACCGCCCCGCUCCCGCUGCACAGGUGAUGUCAUUCUUUUUCAGCUGGAUUCCCCUCCCUUGUUCUCUCUCUCCCACUCUUUCCAUUAGCGGCCGGUCCUCCGCCGUGCAGCAUCAGUCCGCCGAAGCUUCUCUGUAAGAGUGGGAGGGGGGGAGGAGGAAUGCCGGCGCGAGGUGCGAGCGCUAACUGGUGACGAAAAGCUUACAGGCAGGAUACAGGAGUCGGAUCUUUGGACCCAGAGCCUCACCACUGGGCAUGCUCGCUGGAGCUCUGUAGAGAUGAGAAGAGUUGCAGAAAAGAUUGAGGCAGGAGUUUGACAGACAGCGACUGAGGAGGAGAGAACUGCAGGCUUGGUUUGGGAAGCAUCAAGAGGACGAGGAUGAGAGGCUUCUUCUCCUGAGGCUGCAGAUGCAUUGACAAGCCCCUCUUUUUAUGCAGCAUUGUCUCAUCUUUUAUGGAGAUAUCUUCUACUCCUUGAGGAAGUAAAGUGGAUCUACAGAGAGGAUUUGAUGUGCUUUCGUUACCCACAAGAUCAGCUCAACUUACAACUUUAUCUCUUAGCCUCCUUGUCUGGAUUUUUUUUUACUAAAUUUCUUGACUCUGGGAGUGUUUUAAGCUUCCCUGCUGCAGUUCUCUUAAAUGUUUCAUUGGACGCCACAGCUCCGUAAAAAAAUGGUUUCUAGACUUUUUUUCUCACAAAAAAUGAACGUCACACAGCUUAUUUAAGCUCUUUUAUCUCAAAAUCCACAAAGAUUUUUUUCAGGACAAUUUUGGCAACUAAAAGUGGCAUCAACCCUUGCUUCAUUAUUUCUUUACCUUUUUUUUUUUGAUCAUCUUCUUGCCGAACGGGGGGAAACUUCCCCUCGCUGGCGCCUUCCCUGCUGUGGAAAUGGCUUUCCUGGUCCGUUGCUAUGCCAACUGCUUGCAGCCGUGGUCCUCCAAACUUCCUGCUGACCUCAGUAAGAUGCACCUGACAGACCACGCCCACCAGCAGGCAAUGCACAUGGCUCCCAGCCAAUCAGGAUGCAGCAUCGCCAGUGAUUCAGGGAGCAGCAGUCUAUCAGAUAUUUAUCAGGCCACUGAAAGUGAGCUGGGCGAUGUUGACCUGUCUGGACUUCCGGAGGCGGCUGUAGACAGCGAGGAAGAGGAGGAGGAAGAUGAAGAUCUGGAGAGGGCCUCGGACGCUCUCCUUGGGCGAGAUGUGGUCCGAGAAUGUCUGGAAAAAGAUCCGGCUGACCGGCACGAUGACGACAUUGAGCAACUGCUGGAGUUCAUGCACCAGCUGCCGGCGUUCGCCAACAUGACCAUGUCUGUCCGGAGGGAGCUGUGCAGGGUCAUGGUCUUUGAGGUGGUGGAGCAGGCUGGUCAUGUCAUACUGCGCGACAAACAAGAGCUCGACCACUGGCGUGUCAUCCUAAAUGGAGCGGUGGAGAUAAGCUACCCAGAUGGAAGAGAAGAAACUCUCUGCAUGGGAAACAGCUUCGGCAUCUCUCCAUCGCUGGAAAAACAGUACAUGCGUGGAGAGGUUCGCACCAAGGGCGAUGACUGCCAGUUCGUCUGCAUCGCUCAGGAGGACUACUGGCGUAUCCUCAACCAUGUGGAGAAGAACACGCACAAGGUGGAGGAGGAGGGGGAGAUUGUGAUGGUGAAGGAGCACCGAGAGCUCGACCGCAGUGGGACCAGGAAAGGACACAUCGUGAUCAAGGGAACCCCAGAGCGUCUGAUCAUGCAUCUGGUGGAGGAACCAUCUGUCGUGGACCCUACCUACAUUGAGGACUUCUUGCUGACCUACAGAACCUUUCUUUCAAGCCCUAUGGAGGUUGGAAAGAAACUUCUAGAGUGGUUACAGAGGGACAAUCUUCAGGACACAGUAACCAGAAUCGUCCUGCUGUGGGUCAACAACCACUUCAAUGACUUUGAGGGGGACCCAGCUAUGACACGCUUUCUAGAGGAGUUUGAGAAACACCUAGAAGCUACAAAAAUGAAGGGCCAUUUGAGGCUGCUAAACAUUGCCUGUGCAGCCAAGGCGAAGCUGAGACAGAUCACUCUGCAGAAGGCGUCCCGGGAGUCGCCUCUCUACUUUAACCUGCUGGGAGGCAGCGAGAGAGGAUUUGGCAUCUUUGUGGAGACGGUGGAGGAAGGAAGCAAGGCUGCAGAGGCUGGGCUCAAACGAGGAGAUCAGAUCAUGGAGAUCAAUGGACAGAGCUUCGAGAACAUAUCCUUGUCCAAGGCUUUAGACAUCCUGAAAAACAACACACACCUGUCUCUUACUGUCAAAACCAAUAUAUUUGUUUUCAAAGAGCUCCAUAGUCGGAUCCUGCAUGAGAAGAAGAAUGGCGGCCCUCAUAUUCCAAAAAUUCAGGAGAAGAAAGGCAACCGCUUGUCCAUCCCUGACCUUCCAGGAGACAUGGAGUUUCCCACGGACCACAAGGCCACUCGCAAAAUGAAGGCCAACACUGUGUCAGGAGGACGGAACCGGAUCAGGAAGAUGCUGGAGAAAACUCGCUUCAGUAUACUCCCACCCAAACCUUUCAAUGAUGGUGGCAUUGGUCAGUCUCAGGAUGACAGCAUGGUGGGGACCAAGCAGUGUCGCCACAGCGUGGUCAUGAUGCCAAUUCCAAGCAACCUCUCGUCCAGCAGCCCUGACCUCCUGCAGCCGGCGUCCAACGUCCUCGACUUCUCCAACCCUGCAGCUUUGGGACUUUAUUACAUCCCAGACCAGGUAAUUCGCGUGUUCAAGGCAGAUCAGCAGAGCUGCUACAUCAUCAUCAGCAAGGACACCACUGCCAAGGAUGUUGUCGCCCACGCCGUCAAUGAGUUCGGCUUGUCCGCGGCCCCCGAAAGCUAUUCCUUAUGCGAGGUGUCCGUCAGUCCGGAGGGAGUAACCAAACAACGACGUCUACCAGACCAACUCUCCAAACUAGCCGAUCGGAUUCAGCUCAACGGCAGGUACUAUCUGAAGAACAACAUGGACACGGAGACGUUAUGUUCAGACGAGGAUGCCCAGGAUCUUCUCAGAGAGAGUCAGAUCUCCCUGCUGCAGCUCAGCACCAUGGAGGUCGCUGCCCAGCUUUCCAUGAGAGACUUUGAGCUCUUCAGGAACAUUGAGCCCACAGAGUAUGUGGAUGACCUCUUUAAGUUGGACUCCCCUCUGAGUCGUGGGAACCUGAAGCGCUUUGAGGAAGUGAUGAACCAGGAAACCUUCUGGGUCGCCACAGAGAUUCUAAGAGAGCCCAACUCCAUGAAGAGGAUGAAGACCAUCAAGCACUUCAUUAAGAUCGCUCUGCACUGCAAAGAGUGCAAGAACUUCAACUCCAUGUUUGCCAUCAUCAGCGGGCUGGACCUGCCGCCAGUGGCUCGGCUGCGGAGCUCUUGGGAGAAACUGCCCAGUAAAUAUGCAAAGCUCUUCGGGGACCUGCAGGAUGUCUUCGACCCGUCCAGGAACAUGGCCAAGUACCGCAACGUUCUGAGCAGCCAGAGCAUGCAGCCGCCCAUCAUCCCACUGUUCCCAGUGAUUAAGAAGGACCUCACUUUUUUUCAUGAAGGCAAUGACUCCAGCGUCGAUGGCCUUGUGAACUUUGAGAAGCUGAGAAUGAUCGCAAAGGAGAUCAGACACGUGGUGCGCAUGACCUCGGCAAACAUGGACCCCGCCCUCAUGUUCAGACAGAGGAAGAAGAGGUGGAAGAGUUUAGGGUCUCUGAGUCAAGGCAGCACCAACUCCAAUAUGUUGGAUGUGCAGGGCGGAGCACACAAGAAGCGAGUGCGCCGCAGUUCGCUUCUGAAUGCCAAGAAACUGUAUGAAGAUGCUCAGAUGGCCAGAAAGGUGAAGCAGUACCUUUCCAACCUCACCGUUGAGACGGAUGAGGAGAAACACCAAAUCAUGUCAUUGCAGUGCGAGCCGUCGUACAACACCUUGAGUAAGAACUUGAACGAGAGGCGUCCCACUAAGUCGAACAUGUCUCCGGUGUCUCUUCGGUCAGCUCUGCAGUCUGGGAAAACUCAGAACAGAGUGUCCCAAGUCCUUCAGGUCCAAGUUCCAUUGAACCCUCUACGGAAGAAGAGCCUCGCUAAAGACAAUGGUACACCCACCUCCAGCUCUCCUCAGGUGGUAAAGAAACCUCCAGUGAACUCAGACGACUGGAUUACAAAAAGGCCGUCAGACGACACCAUCUCCAACAUCUCAUCUCUUCACUCCAGCCCCUCCUUGUCUUGUCAGAAUUCACCACUAAAAGCUGGAUUGGCAAAGUCCCAGAACUCCAGUCAGAUGAACCUAUCAGGAUCUUCAUCGUCGCUGACGAGUGACGCCAGCACAAAGACCGGCACCGUCAGCCUGCGAAGCUUCGGAAUAGGCUACUCCCUCCUUCCACCUGGAAAAGCGGACAACCUAUCAGACUCGAGUCACAGUGAGAUCUCCUCGCGCUCGAGCAUCUGCUCUGUGGACUCUGUGCCGGCCCCCGGGCCCGACGAGCGAUGCAGCAGAACCUGCACGGGAACUUCCACCACCGCUCCAUUGACUACGACAGGUGCAGCUGUUGCUGAGAGCUCAGCGGCGUCGCAUCCACACAUAAAUGCAGACUACAGUCAGCCCAGCACAAGUAGUUCUUCGUCACUAGCACGAGGACACGCACCACGAGCUUGUAACUUCACCCCUUCCCUCUCUACGGAGGAGCUAACGCCAGACCUCACCUCCCUGGACUCGGUAGCAGACAGCGGCCGAGGCAGCUGGACGUCCUGCUCCUCCAACUCCCACGAAUCCUUCCAGAGCUACCCCACCUCCUCCUGCCGGCCCUGGGACCACGGCAUCUAUGGCCACCCGCUCUCUCUACCGCACACGCACUUGGGCAGCUUCAAGCACCCCGCCAGGCCGGCGGCAGAGACGGAGGCCGCCAGGCCCGCGUGGGCCGGCGAAGACCCAAAGCAGAACUCUAGAGACUCCGGCUCAGAUCAGUCCGCUCCGCACAGCUGGGCGUCCUCCAGCUCCAUAUCGGACAACUAUGAGGGGAAUUAUGGGACAGUAAAGAGGCGAAUCCCGGAGCACCCCUCCUCACCUGCCAACGAGGAAGGAGCGCAAAGCACAGACUCCGCCUACAAAACGGUGACAUCAAGCACAGAAAAAGGCCUGAUAGUGUACUGUGUCACCUCCCCCACAAAGGAUGAGCGUUACCGAGCUCCCCCUCCCACCCCUCCAGGCUACCAGGGUCUGGCUUUGGGGGAUCUGGGCCUCACCGACGGAGUUGUGGGAGGGCCGGGAGGUCUGGUCCCCCGGCCUCCUCACCUCAAACCUCCAGACUACAGCGUGGCUGUGCAGAGGAGCAGACUCCUGCAGAGCCCCGGAGCCGCUGACGGUCUGGCGGAGGCACGAAGGGUUCAGCUCCAGCACCAAGACUCCCGGACCUCCCUCUCCAAACAGCACCUCCACAGACCGCCCAGCAGCUGCUGCCCGACCCAAGAUCUGGCUGAUAGUGAGGACGACGAACAAGUUUCAGCGGUCUAGACACGGAUGUGACUGUCAUACCUGGACCAAGUCACCCCCACCCACCAGGCAUUGGACUAAACACGAUGCCUGUCACGGUCGCACAUCAGAGCACAGUUUUCAGGCCCCGCCCACAAACCAGCGGACCUCCCUGCCUCCCAGGAUCCUUUUUAGGCUCAUUUUUCAAUCAAAGAUUUUCAAAAAAAUAAGGAAACUUUUGCAAAAUGUGAGAAAAUUAGAUUUAAUCUGACAAAAGAAGGAAAAGAGUGAUAGUAAUCAAGCAUGUACCUCCAUUUCUACAUAUGAAGCUCACCUGUCAGAAAAGGUUUCAUAGUCUUUUUACAUUUUAAAUGGAAACCCCGUGAAUUUUCCCAUCUUUUUUAUCUAAUCUGUGAGGGUUUUUUCUAAUAAAAACAGCAGAAAAUCUGCUUUUAAAGUAUCGAUUUUUUUCUUGGCAUAAAAUAAGACGAAUGUAAGCAACUGGAGGAGGAAAUGCCUCAGUUGUAGGUUGCAACUUCCAGGAAAAUGCAUAAAUACAAAGUGGAUAUGAAGUCACAAAGCCCUCUGGAGCCACAAAAAGUCUUUUUAAUCCCUUUUUAUGUAGUGAAUAGAAAGAAAUGUCCCCCCUGAAGAAAUGGAAGGCGCUCCUGCGUCUUUUUAGCACUUACUUUGCUUUGCUUACCUUGACAGAAAAACGACAAACGGCGUCUCUCGGGCAGUUUCCGCCUGUCGUGUGAGCUACUUUAGCGGCAUGCUGCCUCCUAUAAAAUCUGUAUAAUAACUUGUUUUUAAUGAGCUGAAGAACAAAUGCCUCACUGCUGCCCCACAGAGUCAAACGCGUGCGGUUAUUUUAUUGCAGCAGCUGUAAUAAAUGAUAAAUUAGCACUGUGUGGUGGCGCCAUGUGCAUGCACAUACACCAAAACGUUAGCCGCUGUGCAAAAAAGUCAGAACAGUGUUUACGCCAAUGCUUACACGUUUUUGUUUACAGUGUUUAUUAGACUAGUAGUUUGUAGAAUUACAAGCCUGCAAGUGUCGUGGUAAAUUUCAGGAAUAUGCAGAUGCAGCAGUCACCUCUCAUGUCCAUUUGUGCUUCCUGUUUGACAAUGCAGCAACUGACGUCCGGCCUGCAUCUCCAUUCAAAUAUUUUAUCAAUUUUUAAAAAAAAGAUUUGUGCGUUCAGGUAGAAAAGAUUUCCCUGUUUGUGUUUUAAUUUGGGACAAACUGGAAUCAUGUGAUCUUCCCUUCUGCUCUCCUGUUUUUUUUUUUUGUCACACACAGACUUGAAAUAAUUGAUGCUAAUAUAUAUAUAUACUUGGCAUGUAAAUGAAUUUAUACAUAUAUUUUUGCUGUUUUCUGCCAUAAAUUAAUGCUAAAUGAUUAUCUGUAGAUGAGAGAAGGUAGUCCUCUGUAAAGGCUAUUUUUUUGAAUAUUUUGUUACAAGCUAAAGAAAUAUAUAUCCAAGGUUGUGAUUGCCCUGUGACUGGUGUGGGGCAGGAGUCUUUCCAGAAAUUUGUGUUAGUUUUUGUCAUUUUUUGAAUGACGCGUUUUUGGCUCUCGCUCUCCUAUUAUUUCUGCUGUUCAUGUGUUUUUGGUGCUGUUUGUGGUGUGAUUCUGGUGACUUUUAUGAAAAAUCUUCAAAUUCAGUUAUUUUUCUAGGAUUUAUUGGCAGAUUUCCUCUUUAGCUAGCAGAAAGUGGAUCAUCCAGGAUGACUUGAAGGAGUUUUUAAGGCCAUCCUGCCUGCUUUGGUUCCCUUUUUAUUCCUCUUUUGUCAACUCAGCUCACAUUAGAAUGAAACCCCGCCCUUUUCGUUAUGUUUUUUGCCCCUCGGGCUUCUGGAUUUUUGUCGACUCAUCAGCUUCUACUUUGACCUUUACCUCAUCUUUUUCUUCUUGCCAGUGAAAUCCUAAAAACUGACUCAGACAGUGACGAGAAACUGAUUUUGCACAACUCUCUUCUUUAUUUUGUCGGUGAUAAAUCAGUAUUAAAACAUUGCGUUUAGUGUUUUUUUUUCUUUCUUUACCUGCAUAAAAUCUUGAAUUUGCAGCAAAAAAAUCUAUUUUUUGUUUAAAUUUUGAGAUAAAACUCCAAAUCCCCUACAAGUUAUAGUUUAUUUACUCCUCACACUUUUAUUACUUUGUUUUAUCCUCCUUCAAAGCUUUUCUUUUGUUUACUGAAUACAGCCAAGAACAACGUGUUUCCAGGAACGACCUCUCUCGUCCAAAAAUGUGCCGCCCCUUUUGGUCUGGUUGUUUCUGGCCUCUCCUCCUCCUCUUCCUCCUCUCCUGACAGGUUUCCUGGAAUGCAAUAAGAGAGAUAUGAAUGUGUUUUUGUGUAGAUAUUUCUUUUGGCAUUACAGCAGAAAUGCACAACAAUAAGCUUAAAUGUGGUGAGUGAGCUGCACAAUCUGUACAAAGAGGUAUUAACUCAGUCUGUGGCUUCAAGUUUGCUUUUGUCUCACACAUGUAGCUGUUGUAACUUAUGUCUUUUAGAAAGACAACAUGAUUUUGCCCGUACGCUUUUUAUGUAUUUUUUACAAGUGAUUGUAAAUAGUUGUUAUAUUUUGUUUAAGAGAAUGUUUAAAAAAAAGGAAUGAAUACCUUUUAUUUCUCUGAGUCUACUGAUAUGAAUUUAGACAAUGAAUAAAAACAUCAAACGGUA